CUCUCUCUCUCACUCAUUGUUUUUUCUUUUUGAAAGUUUCUCUCAUUCUUACAAUACACCAAAUUCUUGCUUCCAACAAAUUUCAAAUUCUUGCUUUCUUUUCUUCCUCUUUCCUCUUUUCUAUUCUCUCUCACGGUUUCUUUUCCUUUUAGAUUUUUUAUUCAGAUUUUGAAGGUUUGAUUCUGUGUUCCUCUUCAACUUUGAAGGUUCAGUUACCCCAACAGAUUUUAUUGCUUCCUCCAUUCAAGUGAUAGUUAAUUGAUUUUAAAAAGUUGCUUGAUACCGAGUUUGAAAAGGUCAAGGCUAGUUAAUCUUCAAGUCUACAGAAUCAUCCACUCAUACAUCAGUUCUGGCAAGCUGUCUGGGUAAACUUUAUCUUCAAGCACCACCGAACUGUGCUGCUGAGUUAGUGUAAGUGAGGAACUAUAUCGUCUGCAAAGUUGAACCAAAUAAAGAAAAAGACCCACAAAAUAUCACUGCAAACAGAGGUUUUUCAUGUUUGAACUUUGAAGACCAAAAGAACCAAAAAAUAUGCUUCUGCAAACUACAAUCUCAUCCCCACCUUUACACCACCACCAUGUCUGCUUCUCGGCUACCCUUCCUCAUUCUUACUCUUUCCUUUCAUCUGGGUCUCUCAGGUUCAGCCGCAAGAAGCUCUCUUUCCAGGUCAUUGUUCAGUGCUAUUGUGAACCAGCUUUGAAGAACUCAGGGACAGGCAAUGGAGUGAAUGACACUAGACUUCUCAAUCCACAGAUGUUUCAAAAGGGACUGGCAACUUAUAUGGCAUGCAGAGGAAGAUGCAGCUCACAUAUGAAAAAAUCCUUGAAAAACAAUCUGGCUGUGGGUGAUGACUCAAAUCUGAAGAAGCCAUUAGUUGUGGUGUCUGCUUUCCUCUUUGGUCAAGCCUUGUGGUUGAUUUCUGCACAACUAGCAAAUGCAAGUGAAAUUACCAGUGGAGAUGCAGUUUAUGAGGUUGGAGCAUUAUUUGAGUUAGGAAUCCAACUAUCUUAUCUGCUUUUACUGCUAGGUUUGCUUGGGGUUGGAACCUUCUUUGUGAUCCGUCAAGUCCUUGUACGUAGAGAACUUGACCUUUCUGCUAAAGAGUUACAGGAGCAAGUAAGAAGUGGAGAGGCAAGUGCAACUGAGCUUUUUGAGCUAGGUGCUGUUAUGUUGAGAAGAAAAUUUUACCCCGCUGCUACUAAAUAUUUGCUUCAGGCAAUUGAGAAAUGGGAUGGCGAUGAUCAAGAUCUUGCCCAGGUUUGCAAUGCGCUUGGGGUCAGUUAUGUCCGGGAUGGGAAGCUCGAGAAGGGAAUCAGUCAAUUUGAAACUGCUGUGAAGCUUCAACCAGGCUAUGUCACAGCCUGGAACAACCUUGGUGAUGCAUAUGAGAAGAAAAAAGACUAUAAGUCUGCACUCAAAGCAUUUGAAGAAGUGCUACUUUUUGAUCCCAAUAACAAGGUAGCACGCCCUAGGCGAGAUGCAUUAAAGGAUCGUGUACAAAUGUACAAAGGAGUUCCUGUGAAAUCAAAGGACAGAUGAUUUUGUCAAUUUGCUCAUGCUCCCACAUAUUUUAAUUCUGAAUUUUUGACAUGUGACUAAAAGGGUUGUUCUCUUUUGGGAAAGAGGAAAUCAGAUGAAUAUAAACGAUCGCUGCAUUAAGGAAUGCAAUCUGUUAGUCAUUAUUGAA
Molecule: messenger RNA, 1687 nt
Organism: Theobroma cacao (cacao)
Lineage: Eukaryota; Viridiplantae; Streptophyta; Magnoliopsida; Malvales; Malvaceae
Product: Tetratricopeptide repeat (TPR)-like superfamily protein
Molecular function (GO): protein binding
Source: RefSeq, a predicted model, not a curated record